This is a messenger RNA of Rhodotorula toruloides NP11, 837 nucleotides long. Its product is annotated as vacuolar-sorting protein SNF8/VPS22. The transcript has a single exon. Gene Ontology annotation, cellular component: ESCRT II complex. Bases 1 to 837 code for a protein of 278 amino acids. Gene Ontology annotation, biological process: protein transport to vacuole involved in ubiquitin-dependent protein catabolic process via the multivesicular body sorting pathway. The record is from RefSeq and is a predicted model, not a curated record. Lineage: Eukaryota; Fungi; Basidiomycota; Microbotryomycetes; Sporidiobolales; Sporidiobolaceae.
AUGGCCCGCCGAGCAGCCGGUCUGAGCUCGCUACAGCGCCACCUCGACUCGGCGGACCACUACACCACGCUCGGCACCUCCUUAGCCGCACAACAAGCCUCGACGCUCUCCUCGCAACUCUCGACCUUCCAAUCCGCCCUCUCACGCUUCUCCUCCCACCACCGCGCCAAGAUCCUCUCGAACCCCGAAUUCCGGACACACUUCUCCGCUCUCUGCGCCGAACUGGGUGUAGACCCGCUCGGAGGCGGAUCGAAGGGCCUGUGGGAUAAGAUGGGCUUGACGGAUUGGUAUUAUGCGCUCGGGGUGCAGGUCGUGGAUGUUUGUCUCAGGGCGAGGGAGAGGGGAGGAGGGCUCGUUGCGCUCGAUGAGGUGAUCAGGGAGGUGCAGAAGUUGAGGAGCGGGAAGCAUGUCAAGACGGUUGGAGCGCCCAAGGCGGCCGGUCCUACGCCUCUCGAAGCGACGCCGACGACUACCUCGUCGGAGAUCACAGAAGCCGACGUCCAGCGCGCGAUCGAGGCGCUCGAACCGCUCGGAUGCGGCUACACCAUCCUCACCGUCGGGUCGAAGAAGGUCGUGCGGUGUUCUCCAGGCCAGCUGGACCGCGACUCGCUCGUGGCUGUUGAAGCUGCGGGGAGUACGAGACGCGGAGCAGUGACGGCGGAGGAGUUGCGCGAGUAUACGGGGAGGGAAGGCGCGGCGUGGGAUGUCGAGAGGGUCGAGAGGGCGCUCGAGAAGGCGGUGAUGGAUGAUGGGAUGCUCUGGGUCGACGAGCAGGCUGGGGAUGCGGUCUAUGUCCAACGAGACUACUACGCUCCUGGCCUGUUCGUCAUGGAGUAG